AUGGCGUCGCAACAAACAGCACCUGCCAACACCAGGCCGAGAACCCGCGUCGCCGUCGUUGGUACCGGACUGGCUGGGCUCACUACGGCAUACCUCCUCCAAAACGACGCCCAGUCUAGGUUCGACGUUGCGCUCUUCGAACAGGCAGAAACGCUUUCCCUCGAUGCGGCAUCCGUGACCUUGCGCAAUGCCUCGACGGGCAUCACCGAGCGCGUCAACAUACCCCCGCGGAGCGUCACCCGCGGUUACUACCCGAACCUGACCCGCAUGUACGACUUUCUACGAAUACCGCUCCGCACCGUGCGAUACACCUUCCUGUACGCCGAGACCCCGUCGUCGAGCAAGUCCUCGAAGCCCGGACCGCCCCCACCGCAAAGCAGCGACCCGAUGGCCGGCACGUACUUUGCUUACGAGAACCUCUACAAGCCCGUGCUGUCGGCGCGCCUCAGCUGCAGCGGGCUGCAGCAGCUUUGGCAGGCGCUCUUCCUGGCCGUCUGCCACCUCUGGUUCCUCGCCGCGUGCUUCCUCGUCGCGCCUCGCGCCGCCGCCGCCGCCGCCGCCGCCACCGAGAAGACGAGCACGAGCACGAGCACGAGCACGAGCAGCGAGUCGCUGCAGGCGUACCUGCGCCGGACCCGCGUCCCGCGGCGGUUCGUGGACCGCCACCUGCUGCCGGUGCUCGGCGCCAUCUGCACCUGCUCGCACAAGGAGCUGCUGGCGUUUCCGGCCAGCGACGUGGUCGACUUCAUGACGAGGUCCUCGCUGCAGACGACGUACAUGACGGACGGCGUGCACGACCUGCAGUCCAAGCUGGCGCGGGGCGUCACGGACGUUCGCCUGCGGGCGCGGGUGAGCAAGGUGGAAAGGGUGGCCGGCGGGGUGCUGGUGCGGUGGGAGCGGCUGCAGGGCGACGGGUCGGUGGCGGAGGAGGUGUUUGACCGCGUGGUGCUCGCCGUGACGCCCAACGCGGCGGCCAGGAUGUUCGGCCCGGCCGGCCGCGCGCUCUCGUCGAUCCCCACGGCCGCCAUCGAGGCCACGGUCAUCGACCCGUCCUACAAGCGGGUGUCCGUCGAGGAGCGGGGACAAGCACCUUCGGGGCGGCUGCUCUCGCACAACGGCCAUCCUCAGCUCAUGGUCUUCCGGACGCACUUCUACGACGGCGACGCGCAGACGGAGGCGUGGAACUACCUGCCGACGGGGGCGAUUUGCAGGACGAGCCCGUACGCGUACGCCUCGGAUGAGGGGGCGGUGCUGCACAAGGCGCGCUUCACGCGGACGCUGCGGACAACGGAGAGCAGGAGCGUCGUCGAGCGGGUUGUGGGCAAGGCCAGGUCUACCGAGACAGAGGCCUGGGUCAGCGGCAAGGACAACGUGUGGGUCACGGGCUCGUGGUGCUGGGACGGCAUGGUGCUGCUGGAGGGCUGCGUGGUGUCGGCGAUGAGGGUGGCGGACGAGUUUGGCGUGGAGGUUCCGUGGAGGGACGAGUAA
Messenger RNA from Cordyceps fumosorosea ARSEF 2679, 1488 nucleotides. Its product is annotated as Monooxygenase. Gene Ontology annotation, molecular function: oxidoreductase activity. NCBI's taxonomy places the organism in Eukaryota, Fungi, Ascomycota, Sordariomycetes, Hypocreales, Cordycipitaceae. The transcript is spliced from 2 exons. The record is from RefSeq and is a predicted model, not a curated record. Bases 1 to 1488 code for a protein of 495 amino acids.